ACAAAAACAAAAGCAGGAAAUUAUGGCAGCCUUAUCGCUAUAUCUGCUGGUUACUUGGAUGUUCCUUCUUUCUCUCUUUCAUACUAGGUUUGCGGAGGUACCACGUCCUGCGGAUGAGAGCUCUGCCUUAAUGGAAUUCAAGAGAAGUUUCAGAACCAACACGACAGAUUGGCAAUGUGUUUAUCCAAAGGUCAAUUCCUGGUCACUGGAUGGAAGUGGAGAUUGUUGUUCGUGGGAUGGCGUCAAAUGUGAUGAGGUCACCGGCCGAGUGAUUGCCCUUGACCUCAGUAGCAGUUGUCUCUCAGGCACCAUUAGUCCGAACACCACUCUCUUUCGACUCGUUCACUUGGAGUUGCUCAAUCUUGCUUUCAACUGCUUCAACUUCUCCUCAAUCCCGUAUGGCUUCAGCAAUCUAUUGAGGUUAAAAUACCUUAAUCUCUCCAACUCUGAUUUUUCCGGUGAAAUCCCUCACGAUAUUUCGCAACUCUCUAAGUUAAUUUCUCUUGAUUUGGGCAAUUCUUUGUUUGGGACACUUCAUCUUCCCACCAUGGGCAACCUUGUUCAUAAUUUGACUGGGCUAAAAGAACUUGAUCUUUCUUAUGUAAGCUUGUUAUCACCUAUCCCUCCAAUGCUAGCGAAUUUCUCUUCCCUGACAUCGCUUAAGCUUGGCCAUUGUAAAUUGCAUGGAGAAUUUCCGGUCAGUAUUUUUCAGCUACCAAACUUGGAAGUCCUUCACAUUGGUGGCAAUAGCAACCUCUCUGGUUUUUUCCCCCAACUGCGUUGGGGGUCUCCAUUGAAAUCGUUACACCUUUACCAGACCAACUUCUCAGGAGAAGUACCCACUUCGAUUAAAAAUCUUAGUCUCUUGAAUGAGUUAAUCGCCUGGGAUUGCUAUUUCUCAGGAUUGCUUCCCUCUUCGUUGGGUAAUCUUUCUCAUCUCACUUUGCUGGACCUAUCAAAAAAUGACAUUCAAGGACAAAUCCCUUUUUCCUUUGCUAACCUUGCCCAGAUCUCCACUCUACGUCUCGCAUACAAUAACUUGAGUGGUGAUACUCUAGAGUGGGUGGUCAACUUGACAAAACUUGCCGACUUGGACAUUUCAGGUAAUCAGUUAAGCGGUAGAUUUCCAUCUUCAUUUGAGAACCUGAAGCAGUUGACUUGGCUCAACCUUUCCCACAACGACUUGCACGGCGAUAUUUCGGGAACAUUGUGGAAUCUGAAGAAUCUCCUAGGGCUUUGGCUGAGGUCGCUUAAUCUCAAUGGCGUUAUUGAUGUAAAUAAUAUCUUCAAACUCGAGAACUUGAUAUUUUUGAGUUUGUCCUUCAACGAUAAUCCGUUCACCAAGUCAUUCAUCAACCCCACUACAUCAAAGCUUAGCUUCUUAAGCUUAGAUUCAUGCAACUUGAUUGAGUUCCCUCAGUUUAUAGAACACUUAAGCGAAUUGGUGUUGCUAAAACUACCAAACAACAGAAUCCGAGGGACUAUUCCUAGAUCGAUGUGGAAAGAUAGCAAAGAAUCUCUCAUGUAUAUUGAUCUUUCUCACAAUCUUUUUACUGGUUUCGAAAACAACCAGACUAAUCUUCCUUUGCCGAACUUGGAGUAUUUUGACAUUAGUUCUAACUUGUUAGAAACAACCCUCCCUGUCCCACCUCCCUCAAUCAAGCUAUACAACAUCUCCAACAAUGUCUUAUCUGGGGAUAUUCCAACAUCCAUUUGUGAAGGAAGCUCUCUCGCCAUGCUCGAUUUGUCCAACAAUGCUCUAAAUGGCACACUUCCUCCUUGUUUGGGAAGUAUUAGUGCUUUGAUUUUUUUGAACCUUGCAAGAAAUAAAUUCGAUGGCAUGAUUCCUCACAUUUACCCGGAUGGUUGUGCAUUGAGGAUGAUUGAUCUUAGUGAAAACCAGCUAAGAGGGAUUGUUCCGAGAUCUUUAGGAAAUUGUGGAAUGCUGGAGUAUUUGAAUCUUGGUGACAACCAAAUUAAUGAUACAUUCCCAUUUUGGCUAACGGAAUUGGCCUUCCUAAAAGUUAUUGAUUUGAAGUCCAAUAAGUUCCAUGGUCCCAUAGAAGGUCAUCCAAGCCAACUUAACUUCUCCAGUUUACACAUCCUCGACCUUUCCAACAAUAGCUUCAAUGGUAAACUUCCUUCUAUGUUGUUACAGAGUUGCCGCACCAUGAAGGUUAUUGAUGGUGAAGGUAAGUUGGCAUAUAUGAAUAUUCAUCUAAUCAUUGAUCUGUCUUUUACGUCAAUCAAUGGAACUGAUAUGACUUAUCAUAUGACAUUGAAGAAUAAGGGCACGGAAAGAGAAUAUGCGAAGAUUCUAGAUAUCCUUGUGGCAAUUGACCUCUCUAGUAACAAGUUCGAAGGUUUCAUUCUUGAACUCAUUGGAGAUCUUAAGUCUCUUCGUAUGCUCAACCUUUCAAACAACUUCCUCAAUGGUAGCAUCCCUUCUUCCUUGGCAAACCUGACAGUGCUAGAAUCAUUGGAUCUUUCCCUGAACAAUCUUGUGGGAGAGAUUCCUCAACAACUAGCUAGCCUCACAUUUCUUGAGGUUUUCGAUGUCUCUCACAAUCGACUAUCGGGACCAAUACCACGUGGAACUCAAUUUGACACAUUCGGGAGCAAUUCAUUUGCGAUGAAUGAGGGUUUGUGUGGAAGUCCUCUGCCAAAUAAAGGCACAAAUGUUGAUAACGCUCCACCACCACCAUCUUUCACAAUAGAUAAUGAAGAGGAGUCUCUAUUUGACUUGGAUUGGAAAAUCAUGCUGGCUGGCACUGGAGUUGGGUUUUUGGUUGGCAUUGUGCUAGGGAAUUUGGUCAUUGAUAAGAAGAGUAGGUGGUUCUUGCGCUGCUCCAAACGAAUGGCAAGAAGAUGGAAUAGGUGAGGAAAGCUCUAGCGGACUAGAAAAUUUAUAGCUAGAUACGCAAUGCUCUGUGUCUAAGUAGUUUGUUAAGAACAAUCAUACAUGCAUGUCUGAAGAUUCUAAACUAUGUUUGUUUGCAUGUUUCAGUAAAUUACCGUGAGAUGCUUUUUUCUUUCCCAUGAAAGUUAGUUCUUUAGGUUCUAUGAGAAGAUCUCUGUCCAUAUUUACAUCAGCAAUGUCAUAAUGUUUUGUUGGAUAUUACUUGCCAGAUGACUCACGGACGGAUGUAGAGAAUCUAA
Eucalyptus grandis is the source of this 3159-nucleotide messenger RNA. RefSeq names its product receptor-like protein 7. Lineage: Eukaryota; Viridiplantae; Streptophyta; Magnoliopsida; Myrtales; Myrtaceae. Gene Ontology annotation, molecular function: protein binding. Bases 23 to 2881 code for a protein of 952 amino acids. The transcript has 2 exons. The record is from RefSeq and is a predicted model, not a curated record.